Messenger RNA from Acaulospora colombiana, 120 nucleotides. The record is from the annotation of a GenBank genome assembly. NCBI's taxonomy places the organism in Eukaryota, Fungi, Glomeromycota, Glomeromycetes, Diversisporales, Acaulosporaceae.
GAAUGUGAAUUUGCCAUUGUGCAAGGAGCCAAAAGACUUGGCAAAUUUUCCAAGCAAAGUACUCCGCCACCAUAUGACGAUAGCGGAGUGGCGGAGUUUGUUCAAUGUUUGGCUUUGUGA